This is a messenger RNA of Syngnathus acus (greater pipefish), 4020 nucleotides long. RefSeq names its product low density lipoprotein receptor b (gene ldlrb). The coding region runs from base 155 to 2689 and encodes 844 amino acids. The transcript has 18 exons. Gene Ontology annotation, molecular function: protein binding; calcium ion binding. The record is from RefSeq and is a predicted model, not a curated record. NCBI's taxonomy places the organism in Eukaryota, Metazoa, Chordata, Actinopteri, Syngnathiformes, Syngnathidae.
UUCCAAGAUGACAAGUAACGUUCAUUCGCUUGCAUUUGCUUCUUCCAACACGCGGAGUCCAGGCGAAACACGGGAGCCCUCACGCAGCACUGGAACCUCGCCCCAUCUUCCGGACAUCAUUUUCUUGUUCAAGUGAGAAAAAAAACUGUUGGAUAUGAGGCGACUGAGCUUUUGCCUACUGAUGCUUCUUCAUUGCUCUGCACUUACAGCAUUCGAAUGCAGCUCCGAUCAAAUCAAGUGCGCCAACGGCCGUUGCAUCACCCGCAGGUGGGUUUGUGACGGCUCGGACGACUGUGGCGAUGGAACUGACGAACUGCCUGAAACAUGUGAGGCCAGAAAAUGUCUGUUGUCGGAGUUCAGCUGCGGUGCCCCCGAGCAUCGGUGUGUGCCGCAGACCUGGCACUGCGAUGGACAAGUGGACUGUGAAAAUGGCAUUGAUGAACAGAAUUGCACUGCAAAACAAUGCACAGACAAACAGUUUCGCUGUACUUCCGGCCAAUGCAUCUCCACCGGCUUCGUGUGCGACCACGUCGACGACUGCCCGGACGGCUCCGACGAGGCUUCCUGCCCGCCACCCAUUUGCAGCCCGUUCUACUUCCAGUGUAACAACACGGCGUGCGUGCUCGAUAUCUGGCGCUGCGACGGCACGAAAGACUGCAGAGACGGCUCGGACGAGUGGCCGGAGAACUGUGCGGGCAAGCGGCCCCAGAAGGAGGUUGUGGCUUGUAAGGACCGUGAGUUCCAGUGUGCUGAUGGAGAGUGCAUUCCCGAGAAAUGGCGCUGCGAUGGAAGCGCGGAAUGCUACGAUCAGUCGGAUGAAGUCAACUGCACUCGCCCCACUUGUCGCCCGGAUGAGUUCCCGUGUAGUGACGGCACUUGUAUCCACGGCAGCCGCCAGUGCGACAAAGUAAACGAUUGCUCGGACUCCAGCGAUGAGAUCGACUGCCACGCAGAAAAUGUGUGUGACGGUGCCACUGAGUUCCAAUGUCACAGCGGGGAAUGCAUCAACAUGGCCAAAGUGUGCGACACGCAGAGAGACUGUCGAGACGGUUCCGAUGAACCCGUCGACCAAUGUGACCACAACGAAUGCUUGGUAGGAAAUGGCGCUUGCGCCCAUGGUUGUAUUGAUCACAAACUUGGCUACAGCUGCUCCUGCCCUGUUGGAUUCAUACUGAAGGCGGACAACAGAAGCUGCGAAGACAUCAACGAAUGUGCCGAGCCAGACACUUGCAGCCAGAUUUGCAUCAAUGAACCCGGCAGGUACAAAUGCGAUUGUAAAGACGGCUACGAGAUGGACCCAGUUAGCAAGACGUGCAAAGCCGUUUCAGGCACCACGGCCGCACUUUAUUUCACCGAUCGGCAUGAUGUGAGGAUGCUGACGGUGGAUCGUAGUGAGUACAUGCCUGUGAUGAGCGGGCUGAAGAACGCGGUGGCUUUGGACAUGGACAUCUCAAACAAGAUCAUCUUCUGGUCGGACCUUUCCCACAAGAAAAUCUACAGCUGCGAGAUAGACACGGCCGCCAACUCCUCCCAUCACACGGUGGUGAUCGGCACUGGGAUCGAGGCCCCGGAAGGCCUCGCCGUCGACUGGAUCCACGGCAACAUCUACUGGACCGACAGUUCUUUACAGAGCAUCUCUGUGGCCACCACAAAUGGCCACAAGAGGAAAACGCUGAUCGCUGAUAAUCUUCAGAAGCCAAGAGCCAUAACGGUGGAUCCCGUGAACAAUUUCAUGUACUGGACUGACUGGGGCGAGACGCCAAGGAUAGAAAAGAGCGGUUUGAACGGAGCUGACCGUGUUGCCUUGGUAACCGACGACAUUGUGUGGCCUAAUGGAAUCACCCUCGACCUCGUCAACCAGCGUCUCUAUUGGGUGGACUCCAAGAUACACGCGCUGUCCAGCGUGGACGUGAACGGCGGGACCAGACACACACUCAUCCUCAGCAAAGAAAAGCUUUUGCAUCCCCUUUCGCUGGCUGUGUUUGAGGAUAAAGUGUUUUGGACCGACACGGGCAACAAAGCUGUUUACAGCGCCAACCGUGAGACGGGACACGACAUCACGAUGCUGGCCUCCAACCUGUACCAGCCGGAGGACAUCGUGCUCUUCCACGACCUCAAGCAACCGAGCGGUUCCAACUGGUGCGCAGAGAAGAACCGUAUGAAUGGAGGCUGUGAGUUCCUGUGCCUUCCUGCUCCUGUCAUCAAUCAACGUUCGCCGAAAUAUACCUGCGCCUGCCCUGAUCACAUGAGCAUGGCGGCUGACAUGAGGAAAUGUGUGGAAGGCUCAGUCGCGCCAGAAGACCGGCCGCUUCCAACAAAUACCUCCACUGAUGCCGAAACAACCUCGACUACCUCAAGAACCAGCUCCCAGAAGCCGGACGUCUUCCCUGGACUGAAACCUUCAGCUCCAGCUCAAACCAACAGACUUGCCGACGGGACCACCGAGGCGCAGCCGUCCCACACUGCUGCUCUCUUCAUCGUAAUUCCAAUUGUGGUCAUGAUCAUGCUGUUAUUUGGAGCCAUGCUGCUCUGGAGACACUGGAGACUGAGGAACACCAACACCAUGCACUUUAUCAACCCCGUUUACCAGAAAACCACAGAAGACGAGAUGCAAAUCUGCAGGAACUCUGAAGGCUACGUCCAUCUGCAGAGGCAAAUGCUGUGUACGGAGGACAUAGACAUUGCAUGAUAACAUGUCAAAGACAUUCAGUUUGUUUUUUGUUGGUUUUCCCGCACAAAAAGAAAUGAAGCCAUUUUUGUUUUCCUGGCGUUACUUUAUCAUUGCUGUGACUUUUUGACCUUGGCGCAAUCCAAAGAAGCACCAGACAUGGCUGGAUUAGGCAAAUGAAGGGGGGGGGGGGGUCGUCAUGCAAGUCAAACCUCCAACAUUUUGUCAGAAUGAAGUUCAGAAGACGACACUUGCACAUUUUUUUUUUUCUUUUGUGCCGGUUUGAAUGUAACCAACAGCUUUGGUAAUAUAUUUAUUCUUGGCUGCUGCCUUUUGCUAUUGUAAAGCGCCCAAUGAUUCCAGGAUUCAAAAGCCAGUGAUGUCUUAGAACACAAGCGUGCCUUUCAGACGCAUGCUGGUAGUUAAUGUCCAUUAAUUGUUAUAGCUCAGACCAGUAGUUUUUUUUUUUUUUCCCAGCCAUGACAACCGUAAAGAAUGUUAAAGUUUUUGUUUACUUGGUAAAAGUGUGUUGCACGUAUUUUGCCUUGUGAUGCGUUUUUUACAUUGCGUCUGAAUGAAGAGGAAAUAGCGCAGGCGGUUUGCUUUUUAAAUGUGUACGCUGCUGAAUUUCCUGUUCAACCAAAAAUGAAGAAGUUGUUUCAAUUGAAGAUGUCAAAUGUGACUCUUGAGUAGUGAUAAAAAAAAAUGUACAUAGUGUGCAAAUAUUUUUGGAAGACACUCAAACUGUUUCCUUUUCUGUGUGCGCUGAAUCGGGAAAUAUUUUUUAUUUAUUAUUGUGGUGGAUAAUGUUAUGUUGUUGAUUGUGUGGUAUUGCUGUAAUAUCCCCAAACUGAAUCAUAUUCUGGACAUAUUUAAGUGUGAUAUAAUUAUCACCAUUGUGUGCUGUAUUAAUAUUUGGCAUUUCCAUUGUGAACAUUUGGAAGUGCACAAUCUUUUUUUUUUUUAUACAAGUUUUAAUUAUAUUUUAAUCGCAAUUCGCUGGCGAUCAGCAAGACUGGUUCAGAAGAUUAAUGAAUAAGGAAUAUUUUAAUGCAAAUUCUCAAUUAGUCUUCACUGUGUUAAGUUUUAUUUUCAGGCAAAACUACACAUUCAACAAAUGACCUCCACGUCUUGGCUCUGUGCAGCUGUUAAUCUUUUUUUUUUUUUUUGAGUGACAAUCGCAUUUUAUUUUUGAUCGCUUGAUUUUUGUAUGACUUUGUUUCCACUGUGAAAAGCAAGGCACACGUAAAGCAGAAUAUUUGUUAACGUAUCCAUAUUAUACAUUGCUUGUUUAGUGCCCGUAUUUUUGUCACGUUGUGUUUGCCUUUUUAGAAAUAAAAAAAAAAAAGUUA